Prorocentrum cordatum is the source of this 1746-nucleotide messenger RNA. The record is from the annotation of a GenBank genome assembly. Lineage: Eukaryota; Dinophyceae; Prorocentrales; Prorocentraceae.
CAACAAAUCCACGGGCAGUGACGACGGGGCGCAGGAGACCAGGCCAACCCACACCUCCCUCAGCCUGAACGCCCUCUGCCGACAGCUGCGGGACUACGCGGCCACGUGGGUACACGACCUCGCUGCGCCAGAAGCGGGGCAAACAUCAUGGACGGCAUGGGGCAACCAGUACGUCACGGCGCUGCUCAGCAACCCUAUUCACAGGCGCCUGCGCGACGAAGUGGAGUUCAUCGCAGGCAUCGACGGCAUCACCAGCUACGUACGCGGCAUCAUCAACCUCGCGUGGAUCGACACGCGGCUGACGGACCACAUCCAGUCCCUUCGGGUUAGCGAAUGGCUGCACGUGGUCGCGAUGCACUGGGCCAACCUUGACGAGGUCCACCGAAUGAUGACGGACACGCUCAACGGCGAGCUCACCAUCCUUGGAGGCCAGCCACCAGAGUGGGCUCCGCCACACGGCACUGCCGCAGGCGUCUGGCCCAUCCACAACUACAACCACAGGCUGGGCAGGACCCCGCCGAAGGUGCUCAGCAGCGCCCAGCCAGCCAGGCAGGGGCCGCCGAGGAAGCAGCAGCGACGGACCUGCCGACACUCGGUGCACAACAAGUCGACCAGCCACAAGCCGAAGCAGUACCAGGAGGAAGACGACAUGCAGCUCAUGCAGACUGCCGUGGGGCCGGCGGGCCACACCGGCUGGGCGCACCCAGCAGUCGUCGAACUUGCACCGCCCGUGGGGGCGGAGGCGCCAGUCAGCACCAAGGCCGACACGCGCGGGAAUGCGACCAAGCGUCCCGCGCAGCGGCCUGCAGGCAAGCCACAGUGCAAGGCGCGUCGCCCAGCGGGACCCGACGCCAGCCCAGACGCGCAGGCCGUGACAGGAUCCCCUGCGGCCAGAGAGGCCAUGGCAGCUGCCGCAGCCCGCCGCGAGGCCAGGCUCAAGGAAGUACUCAACAGGAGUUCUCGCAGCCACGUGGACGACAGCAUCGAGCUCGUCCAGGGUGAGCUCCACGUCAUUGCGGACCACGCCAUCGUCACCAAGUCCCCCUUCAUCAAGAAGGACCGCCCAGGACAGUCGUCGGCAAGGACAUGCACCCGCUCGGUGCCUUCAGGGCGCAGGGGCCGCCUCGACGAGCUCACGAGGGCCAUCGGCCUGAUCGGAGCUGAAUGGCUUCCCCGCGAGUUCCUGCGGAACGAGGAGUUGGACGAGCAGCAAAUGUGGUUGAAGUGGUGCGUCCCCUUUGCGCUGCAGCAGCUGGAGGCCAAGGACAUGGACUGCCUGUUCAACGCGACGGACGAUGACGACUACUGCGACUACAAGAAGCAGCUCGCGGAGGAGGUGUGCCGCACAGCGCGGGGCCGCAGCGUCUCCCUCCGCGAGGUCCCGCGCACCAAAAUCCGCGAGCGACGGCAACAAGGGCAGGGGCUCACCGACGACCAGCAGCGGAUGGCCAAGACCUUCCUCAGGCUCAGUGGCGUGGGCAGCCCUGACUUCCAGCCGCUGAUCCUCCACAACAGCGAAGGCCAGCCUGACAGCAGCGGAGGCGAUGGCAGAGCCAGGAUCGGCACGGCCGAGGCCGUGGCGCUGUUCUUGGCAGCGGCAGCAGCUCGGCCCAGCCCCCGCGAGGAUGAGGCACGCAGCGCUGAUGAUGACGGAGAAGCCGCGCCGAGACCAGCCGCUGUGCAGGCUAAGAUCAACCGCGACGACUGGAAGGACCGCUUAGAGGAGCAGAUCCACCACGCGACCCA